AUGGAGUUGCUGGCCGCUGGCGCUGCUGGAGCUGGCGUUCUCAGCUACAACCGGAAGAACUUCAUGUUUGACAAGGAGCAGUUCAGAGAAAGGGUCUACUUCAGCCAAGAGAUGAAGAUUCGAAAACAUGAGCUUUACAGAGAGGACAUUCGGGACUUGACCGACCUCACCGUGUCCAAGAUGGAUGUGUACAUGGUCAUCAACGUCCUGCAACUGCUGUUUUGCGUGAUGCUGUUCACAGAGGGCAUGCCAUCACCUGGUUCCACCCCGCUAUGGCUGCACUGGAUUCUGGCCGCGACCAGCGGCUCUGGCGUGCUUUAUUUCGUCCUCAGCAUUUGGCUUUCGAUGCACGCAUCGAUUGCGGCCCAUUCCUUCGGGGUGCGGAUGUUGACGCAGUUUGUGCGACUCCCGGUGCCCAACUUGCAGCAGAUUGACUCCGCGGCGGCCAAAGCGAAGGACUAUGAGGCGAUGAGUCUGGGCCAGAUCCUCCGCAUCCCAGUUCUGCAGCAACAGCUGAGGAAACUCACCGCCACCAUGGGUGACCUGACGCAGAGCGAUGAGCUGGAGGACACCACUGGACAGGAGGACAACUUCCUACCAGAGGUGGCAGGAGUUUCCAUCGAGGAAGCUGCGACAUUGAAGCACAUCCAGCUGUACAGAGACCUGCAAGCGAACUGGCAGGCCUACGAUGCUUACAGUCGCGUGAGCAUGGCAAUGGGAACGAACCAGCUGCUUCAGUCCAUCAACGCCUACAUUUUGGGUGUCCUUUUGUCCGAAACGAAGACCGGCUGGGCCGCUGCCAGCUGCAUGGCGGUGGUGAGCUGCGCCGCCUGGCUCAUCAUCAGGCGCGUCACGCGGACGCGGCCGACGCGGCGCGUCACGGACGCCGCGGCGAGGAGGCCGAGCACGCGGGCGUCUGCGACGCGCGCGCGUGUGUUUACGGCUUGGGUGUGGUGCGACAAGUCCUCCCCUUUCUGUUUGAACAUGUAUACACAGACCCCGUGGCCCAAUGGUAGACCGGUCCAUUUUCUGAAGCUUCCAGGGAGCUGGGAGGUCUCCCUCUCCAUACGGUUGAGCUCAGUGUCAUGCUUAGUCAGACACGACCAGAUGAUGAGCCGACCGGAUGACCGUGAGAGACAGGAUCCAAUGAAUCCAAACACAUGUCCACGGGCCAAAAAAGGAGUUGAACCACAAUGA
Molecule: messenger RNA, 1197 nt
Organism: Durusdinium trenchii
Lineage: Eukaryota; Dinophyceae; Suessiales; Symbiodiniaceae
Source: the annotation of a GenBank genome assembly